Messenger RNA from Gasterosteus aculeatus aculeatus (three-spined stickleback), 3168 nucleotides. Its product is annotated as putative G-protein coupled receptor 34. Gene Ontology annotation, biological process: G protein-coupled receptor signaling pathway. The record is from RefSeq and is a predicted model, not a curated record. Gene Ontology annotation, molecular function: G protein-coupled purinergic nucleotide receptor activity. Gene Ontology annotation, cellular component: membrane. Lineage: Eukaryota; Metazoa; Chordata; Actinopteri; Perciformes; Gasterosteidae.
CACACACACACACACACACACACACACACACAGUGAAAACAAUAAAAGGACAAUGACAUUGGCCACGUCAAAAGCAUUGCGACCAAACAAAAUACCCCAGACCCAGUUACAGCUACUUAAUCAGUUGCAUACGUUUUCAUACCAAAGGAGCUUUAUAUAGUUGUAAAAGCUCCUUUUUGUUUAUGCACAUAAACAUUUUAUGUAGUCUUGAUUUGGGUGUUUACAAUGGUCAUUUACAUUUGAAAGGAUUUUAAAUCUAGUUCAUUAAAUUAAAAUUUCCCAACAACAAAAAUUGUGGCCAAUGAAAUUGCUGAGUGGCUAAUAAACUACUAGCCACAGUGACGAGUGAGCAAAAUGUUAAUGUCAAGCUGAAAUAUUGUUCCCACACCAGGCCUAAUUAAACACUUUGUCUCCAAAUAUUUUUGGACUCAUAAUUGGUGUUAAUAAACUGGCAUCAGUCUUUUGCAUGCAAAACCUCUUAACAUGUAACGUUAAAGAAGGGAAAAUAUCACACAUAUAUACUAUAGAUUAAUGUAGGUCACUGAUCUAUGGACAAUAUCACCAAUAUUACCGAGAAAAGCAACAUGACAAACACAACAGUGCAGUGGGCUCACUUCCUGUCUUCACAUUUUUUCUCACUUCCCGUAACGGAGAGAGAGAGAGAGACUCUUCACCUCGUAAAGUGAGAGAGGACGGCGAGAAAGGACGCAUACAGGAUUUAUGACUCACUCAAAGAGGUAACAGUGAAAGGUGGCCAUCGCAUCGAGAAUUGCUACGGACUCUUGGCAAGUUCUUGACUCGAUUCAGUUUGAUGGAGACCAAAAAGAACACCCCUGGAUCGCCGUGAAACCAGCGCUUAAGCCAGAAGCUGUGCUGGAUUCUCUGUGCGAGGCGCGUUGAUGCCAAUAGAACAACCCUGACGUCGACACAGCUCAGCCACCAUGGCCACAUUCUCCACUUCCUUCCCUUUCACUCUUUCCACAUCCGCCUCGACCAACUCCUCGCUUCCCAUCUCGACGGCAUCCCUCCCGGUUGCCAUGCCGUCCUCCCACCCGUCCACCUCCGAGACGCCGUGCUCGUUUGACGACCACGCCCUCCGUCUGCCGCAGGCCGUCCUCUACUCGCUGUUCUUCCUCUUUGGCCUAGCGGGGAACCUCUUCGCCCUGUGGGUCUUCCUUUUCUUACACCCGAGCCGCAACUCCGUGCGGGUGUUCCUCAUCAACUGUGCCGUGGCCGACCUGGUCCUCCUGGCGUGUCUGCCCUUCAGAGUUUUCUACCACCUCAACAGCAACAACUGGAUCCUGGGAUCUGUGGCCUGCAAGGUGGUGGGGAACCUGUUCUACAUGACCAUGUACGUCAGCAUUACGCUGCUGGGCUUCAUCAGCUUGGACCGAUACGUGCGGCUGAAGGGGAAAGGCCGAGCCAAGAAAGGCAGGAGCCUGACGCUGUGGGGGCGCAGCCGGGAGUGGAGCUGGGUGGUGUGCGGGGUUUUGUGGGGUGUGGCGCUGGUGGGGCUGGUGGCCAUGGCGUCCACGGUGGAGGACGAGAAGUUCACCGGCAAAUGCUUCCAAUUCAAGCAGCGGAGCAGCAAAGCCAAAGGGAAGGCCUACUUCAACGGCCUCCUGGUGCUGUUCUUCUGGCUCGUCUUCGCCAUGCUGGUGGUGUCCUACGGCAAGAUCGCGUCUCUGCUGCUGAGGGUGUCGCGGGACAAGCCGGACUUUCCCAACGCACAGAGGUACGGGCGCACCGCCAGGAAGUCCUUCUUCGUCCUCUUCCUGUUCACCGUCUGUUUCGGGCCCUACCACGCCUUUCGCCCCGUCUACAUCCUCUCCCAGCUCAGCGACGCGGCGUCCUGCGACUACUUGCAAAUGGUGGACCGCACCAACGAGGUGAUGCUGCUGCUCUCCGCCUUCAACAGCUGCCUGGACCCCGUCAUGUACUUCCUGUUGUCCGGCUCGGUGCGCAAGGCGGCCCUCCGAGCGCUCGGCCACCGGCUCGGCCACCGGCUGCCCUUCCUGAACGACCCGACGUGGAACAGCUCGACGUUGGAGUCCAGGCGAGGCUCCGCGCUGGUGGCUUUUCCUCACCGUGGCUCCCACACCCCCUCGGCCACUCCCAGGACAAGCAUCUGCGCCAUCAACUCCACGCUCCGCUGCACCGGACUGACCACGCUUUCACCGAACCGGCUAGCAGUGAUGGACCCCAAAUUAUAUAGGUUGGAAAUUAAUACAAACUAAAUGUUUGUCUUACUACUGGGCUAUUCUUACUGCCUUGUGUGGGAAUAACUGGUCCAUGUUCUAGUUCAGGGCUUACUCGCCAACAUGAUCUCUCGCUGGUUCGCUGCAGCACAGAGCCUCUGCGCUGCGUGUGAAAUCCUCCCGUAUUAUUCAUAUCGGUUUCUGAGACUAUGCAUUUGGUGCCGCUAUUUCUUCUUUAAGUGGUUUACUGUGUUUAAGUCAUUUCAACUUCCCCUACCUCCGAUUAUCAGUUGUGAUGUGUAACCUUACAUUUUGAAUUUUAAAUAAUUUAGCCACUAUGUAUGGUUAAGUGUAAAUGGAAUAUGAUGCAAUCUGCCUCUGAGCCUGUGCGUGUGUCCUCGUCCUUCUUAUUGGUCCUUUAAAGUGACGUAAAUGGAAUUUAUUGAAACCUAUUGAAAUUUAGGGGUAUUUGUUGUUUUUUUGUUUGUCCUGAUUCAUAAUUAAUAUGAUAGCAUGUUAUAGUUGCCCCUUUGUUUGGUGUGUGUUCACACUGCAACAUUGAACAGCAGACUAAAUGUUGUAAACAACCAUUUUAAUGCAGCUACAAAUAUACCUUUUCUUUUUAUGUGUGGGGGUUUGGCGGUGUGGGGGUGCAUGAACCCAGUUGGAAUGUAAAAGGGGUGCGUGGCCUAAAAGGUUUGGGAACCGCUGUUCUAGUUCAAUGCUCGAGUGACAGGUUGACAGCACUGUUAUGUUUGGGGGGAGGGGGAGGGGGGGGAUGUGCUUCAGUGACAGCAGCUUUUUUUAAGAAUGCAUGUUCUAUGUACUGUGUGUAUGUGUGCAUGCGUGCUUCCCAUCUGAGAGAAGUAGAAUGUGUGCAGUUGUUUUAAUGGAUCAAGUGAUCGAUGAAUUAUCUAAAAAACACAUAUGGCUUCUUUCAAAAUAAAAAGGCCAUUUUGAGUAUCCGUAA